AGACUCCACAGGUGUGGCAGCUGAAGAACACUGUGGGGAAAUCCAGAAAAGUUUGCAGUUGUCGUCAUGGCGUCUUUAUGGGAUGAUCUGGAGAGUCUGGUGGACACUCCUUCCUCUUUCACAGCUACAUCUGGAGAACGUGGAACCAUCAAAACCAUCCAAUCGUUCGAUGCUGACGCCGACGCUGCAGCUCUGAAGAAAGCCAUGGACGGCCUCGGCACCAAUGAGAAAACUCUGAUCGACAUUUUGACUCAAAGAAGCAACGCUCAGCGGCAGCUCAUCAGUAAAUCGUACCAGGAAGCAACAGGCAGAACAUUAUUAGACGACCUGAAAAGCGACACCGGAGGAGACUUCGAGGACCUGCUGGUGGCGCUCAUCACCCCCCCGGCAGAGUUCGACUGUCAUGAAGUGAUGAGAGCCAUGAAGGGAGCUGGGACCAAGGAGAGCGUCCUGAUUGAAAUAUUCGCCUCCAGGUCCAACCAACAGAUAAAAGCUCUGAACGACAUUUAUUUACAAGAAACAAACAAGAAGUUGGUCCUUGAUCUACAAGAGGAGGUUUCUGGAGACUUUUCCAAAGCUCUGCUUGUCCUGGUUGAGGGUAAAAGGGAUGAGAGCACCUCAGUAGAUAAACAGAAGGCUGAAGAGGAUGCAAAGAUUCUGUACAAGGCUGGAGAGAAGAAGCUGGGCACAGACGAAGAGAAAUUCAUCGACAUCCUCUGCCACAGAAGCAUUCCUCAACUCAGACAAACUCUUGUCGAAUACAAGAACGUCAGUGGAAAAACCCUCCAGGAAAGUAUCACCUCAGAGAUGUCAGGUGACCUGGCAGACCUGCUGCUGGCUGUCGUGAAAUGUGUGAAGAGCGUUCCAGCCUACUUUGCAGAACGUCUGUAUGAAAGCAUGAAGUUAGACCGAGGAUGUAAACACAACCCAACGGCGGCGGCGGAUCCGGGAGGCCUCGAUGAAAACCGACGACGAGGACAGAAAUGUGAGUCAAAGCUGGAGAAUUAA
Sphaeramia orbicularis (orbiculate cardinalfish) is the source of this 1008-nucleotide messenger RNA. RefSeq names its product annexin A3-like. The transcript is spliced from 13 exons. The record is from RefSeq and is a predicted model, not a curated record. Gene Ontology annotation, molecular function: phosphatidylserine binding; phospholipase inhibitor activity; calcium-dependent phospholipid binding. Gene Ontology annotation, cellular component: plasma membrane; vesicle membrane; nucleus. Bases 67 to 1008 code for a protein of 313 amino acids. Lineage: Eukaryota; Metazoa; Chordata; Actinopteri; Kurtiformes; Apogonidae.